Messenger RNA from Acanthochromis polyacanthus (spiny chromis), 2640 nucleotides. It is a transcript of the gene rad21l1, whose product is annotated as RAD21 cohesin complex component like 1. Gene Ontology annotation, cellular component: cohesin complex; synaptonemal complex. Lineage: Eukaryota; Metazoa; Chordata; Actinopteri; Pomacentridae. Gene Ontology annotation, biological process: mitotic sister chromatid cohesion; replication-born double-strand break repair via sister chromatid exchange; synaptonemal complex assembly. The record is from RefSeq and is a predicted model, not a curated record. Bases 82 to 1494 code for a protein of 470 amino acids. The transcript is spliced from 11 exons. Gene Ontology annotation, molecular function: protein binding; chromatin binding.
UUUCCUGUGUUUAGCAGACAACUGGAAUAUGUUUCAACAAACUCUGCAAUGUUGGUCACAGGUCAGAGCUAACUGUCAGACAUGAUGUUCUACACGCAACUCUUCACGUCCAAGAGGGGACCUCUAGCCAAAAUCUGGCUGGCAGCUCACUGGGAAAGGAAGCUCACUAAGGCACAUGUGUUUGAAUGCAACUUGGAAACAACCAUCAGAGAAAUCAUUUCCCCAAAGAUGAAUAUUGGUUUACGGACGUCUGGACAUCUGCUCCUUGGUGUGGUCAGAAUCUACUCCAGAAAAGCCAAGUAUCUCCUUGCAGACUGCAAUGAUGCCCUGGUUAAAAUUAAAGUGGCAUUCAGGCCAGGACAGACAGAUUUGCCGGUGGAUGGGCUCGAGGCCACAACAAAAGCCAUUACCUUGAUGGAAGAUUUCACUGCUUUUGAUUCCCAGCUGCCACACCCCAGUGACAUAGAUGUUGUGGACCACUUUUCACUGAACCAGAGCCGAUCAGAGGAUAUCACUCUGAAAGAGGACUUUGGAAAUGGCUUCCUCAGCAUAGCAGACUUUGUUGCUGACAGAAGAGAUCCCAUGCAUGUUAAUACCUCUUCACCAAGCGAGACCACCCUGCUUCCAAAUGAGGAGGCGGCUUUUGCCCUUGAGCCCGUUCCCGUCACUCCAAACUUGGAGGACAGGAGGGGGAAGAGGAAACGCAAGUUGGUGGUUGACCAGACCAAAGAACUGAGCAACAAACAUAUGAAAGAACAGCUUUCUGACUAUUCAGAUCUGCUUACUACCUUGGACUUGGCCCCACCAACUGUGCAGCUCAUGCAAUGGAAGGAGAGCGGAGGCGCCGACAAACUCUUUGCACAGCCGUGUUCCACUGUGAUCGCUCCACAGAUGAAGGAGCUUUUUGCCAAGAGUGUCUUCCAGGUGAAAUCUUACAGUGUGAGUGAGGAGGCUGAGGAGAUGCGCCAGGAAGGACAAGAAGGUCAGAAAGAUCUUAGUGCUCUCACCAUAGAGAACGUCAGUGUCGUAGAUUCAACAACUGAUCGAGAAAUAACCCACAACACUGAGCUGACAGUCUUUGAUCCCAUGAACGACAACCAGCUUGAGAAUACCUCACAGCUCCCACAUGAUGCAAGCAGGUCAGAGUUCACUCAUCCAGAACUGCCAUCAGAAGACUCCAUGUUUGUCCAUCCAUCUUACGUGGAGCAAGACACUCAGUCAACUUCCCUCCACACUCAGUCUAUGCUGGGCAGCCAGGACUUUGAAGAAAGGAAGAUAACCAGGCGAGCACAGAACCUUCUGAAAGCUCUGAAACAGAGCCGGAGCAGCAGUGACUCCACGUUCAGUCUGCAGGAACUCUGUGAAGGAGGCUCUCGCUCUUGGGCUGCUAACACAUUCCUCUGCUUCCUGUUCCUGUCAAAACAACGGACCCUCCACCUGCACCAGAGGGCUCCCUAUGAGGACAUCUUCGCCACACCUGGACCCAAGUUCUAGAUUUAGUAAAGCACAGAUCUGUUUUAUAGGUUGAGCUUGGACUCAUGGAAGAGUCGCCAUCGUGGUGCUACUGAAGUAGUACGUCUGUGUUCUUAUGCCAGAGUAAAAAUAUAUUAACUCGGAGGUUUCUGGGCUGAAUAACAGGAACUGCUAGAAAAGAAAAACCUGUGUGUGUCUACACUUGUACUUGUUGUUAGCCUGUUCAUUGCACUUUCCAUUUGUGAGAAUUCAUUGGCAGUUUCAAUGAAGGACCCUUGAUUCUUCACUUUGUCAUCAGACUAUUUUUGUAACGUCUCUGACUGUAAAUAUUUCAGAGUUUUGAAUAUGUAACUCUGCAUGAUGCUUUGAAUGUAUCUGUUAUUUAUUGUUCACUUAUAUCUGCAGCAUGUCAUCGUACAGCCGUUCUUGAGAUCUUUUAGGACUGUACCAACCUUCCUAGUUAAGAUUUUAAUGCAGUUUCUGUUGUAUUUAGAAAACACAGGAUCAUUGUGUUUUAUGUUAGAGAGGGAACAAAGUCAUCAAUGCUUUAUAAGCAAAUGUUACAAAUUCUUUACUGUAAAGUACAGGUAAUCCUGACAUUGAAGUUAACAAAUGGCCAUCUGUUCUUUAUUCUUCAACACUUAGUUUUAAAAACAUCUAUUUAACAUCGCUCUGUUUUGGCAUUUAUGCCAAUUGCAAAUAUGAAUUACUGUGAACUCUAUUUGUAUACAUUUCAUAUACUAUUUGUUGAAUAUUUAAAAUAUGUAUUCCCUUUAGCUCAAGUCCAGAAAACUAAGUCAUCAGUGACACUUCUGUACAGUGCUGAGCUGCACUGCUGGCAACAACUGAAGUGUCUGAUGUUAAAUUAUACAGAGUGAAAACGCUCAUGGAGCUGUAUUUAUUUAUUUAUUUAACUUGCAUCUUGACUGAAUUUGCAGUGACAUCCAUUCCAUGCAGACCAAGCUGCAAACAUUAGUGGGACAGUGAAGUGUUUCGCUUUAGACACAGGACCUUACAAGAUAUUGCUAACUAUCUUCUGUUUGUGAUUUGAUUUGUGAUUCGUUAUGGAAAUGGAGUUGAUAAUUUAGAGUUUGAGGCUUUUGUGUGUCAAUCUGUUGUUGUGGGUUAUGUCAUCAUAGGUUGUAUUAAAACGAACACAUGCAUGGA